Molecule: messenger RNA, 3111 nt
Organism: Stegastes partitus (bicolor damselfish)
Lineage: Eukaryota; Metazoa; Chordata; Actinopteri; Pomacentridae
Gene: dcp2
Product: decapping mRNA 2
Exons: 11
Coding region: 178-1359 (393 amino acids)
Biological process (GO): deadenylation-dependent decapping of nuclear-transcribed mRNA; nuclear-transcribed mRNA catabolic process, nonsense-mediated decay
Cellular component (GO): cytoplasm; P-body
Molecular function (GO): manganese ion binding; 5'-(N(7)-methylguanosine 5'-triphospho)-[mRNA] hydrolase activity; RNA binding
Source: RefSeq, a predicted model, not a curated record
CAGACAACAGAUUCGGCGCAGUUCCUGUUAGAGCAGUCAGAAGAGUUCUUCGUUGAGAUAAAGUAGUUUUGAGAGGCUGAUGUAACGCCGGUAUUCCCGGAGUGAUAAUGCGAAGAAAUGCUGAGCAGCUGGCGGCCUGAGCAGCUGUUGUAGCUGCCGCUCCGAGACGAGGUCGGCAUGUUUACAGCCAACAUGGACACAAAGAGACCCGAGAUACCCUCCGGUGUACUGGACGACCUUUGCAGUCGGUUCAUCCUGCACAUCCCCAGUGAAGAACGGGACAAUGCAAUUCGACUGUGCUUCCAGAUUGAGCUGGCCCACUGGUUCUACCUGGAUUUCUGCAUGCAGAACACUCCAGGAGCUCCUCACUGUGGGAUACGAGACUUCGCCAAAGCUGUCUUUCAUCACUGCCCAUUUCUACUACCUCAUGGAGAGGAUGUGCAGAAAAUUCUCGAGCAGUGGAAGGAGUACAAGAUGGGUGUUCCUACUUAUGGGGCAAUCAUUCUUGAUGAAUCACUAGAAAAUGCACUGCUUGUUCAGGGUUACCUUGCAAAAUCCGGCUGGGGAUUUCCAAAGGGCAAAGUCAAUGAGGAUGAAGCUCCUUAUGAUUGUGCAGUCCGUGAAGUGAUGGAGGAGACAGGCUUUGACAUCAAGAAUCGGAUCUGCAAAGACAUGUACAUUGAGCAGAAAAUCACCGACCAGCUGGUGCGGCUCUAUAUCAUACCAGGAGUAUCCAAGAACACAAAGUUCAACCCCAAAACAAGGAAAGAGAUCAGGAACAUUGAAUGGUUUCCUAUUGAGAAGCUGCCCUGUCACAGGAAUGACAUGACACCAAAGUCUAAACUUGGACUUGCCCCAAACAGGUUUUUUAUGGCCAUUCCAUUCAUAAGACCACUGAGAGAAUGGAUUAGCCGGCUGAGAGGAGAGUCAACAGACAGUGAUGAGGACUUGGCAAACAACAGCAACAGUCCAUCUAAACCUUCAGACAAUGUUCGGUCAAAAUCACGCCACCUCACAGGAACUGAUGUAUUCUCUGGAGAGAGCUGGACAAAACACAAGCAGCAGAAGACUCUGGGCCAGUAUGAACUGAACCAGAAACCGAAUUUGAAAGGCAACGGGAAGAAAGGCCAGGACUCACCUUACUUGAGGAAAGGAGCCAGUGACAGCAACCAGCAGAGAGAAGAUACAAGGCUUCAACCCAGAGGACUACAAGACAGUUUUGAGAGAGAUGUGGCUCCAGACAGCUUCAACAGUCAUCGAAUGGUUGACAGCAGAGACUGUGACCACUUGCUGUCCUCCAAGGCUUUCCUAAAUUUCAAAUUUGACAGAGAUGCCAUCAUGAAAUGUUUUGACUACUAACUGGUUGACGAUGCUCUGUGCCUCCCCUGUAACAACAUCAAACCUUGAUCUCUAUUUUAUCUUACAGUCCAAGCAAGAAUGUUACUGAAGAUGCGCUUUCGCUUCAUUUGUUUGUCAGGAACUUACAUUACCAAGAGAAGUUGCCCAUCUGUUAUUGACCAUGUAGAGUAUGCUUUGCUGUAGUUUGCCUUUGUUGCACAACUUUUCAGACCCUUUAGAACGGCGAGUAAGUUAACAGCAGUGUCUUCACUCUGUCCAUAGCAGAAUCCUAACUUUACUUUUGAAAAGUUUCAGGCUGCAUGAGAAACAUUUAGACCAAAAGAAGAUGCCUCAGGUUAACCAUUAGUCUUUUAAAGGCAACAUAUCAAAACCUUUGUCAACAUAAUGGAUUUUAAGCACAUUUACAGUGACAAUGAAAAGUAGAAAAAAUAAAAUAAAAUAAAUGCUGUUGUAGCUGAGGAAAUUUAGUCAAAAUCAAUGUUGAAUUUGUCAUUUUAUAUAUUGAUUUUAAGAUGCAAUCAUUUAGAUGAUAAUUUCCUUAAUUCUUUCAAUUGAGUCAUGUAAAUUUUUUGGGUGUUGAGUAAAUAUUGGUUUUAACAGUGGUGCUGGCUUUGUUAAUCUACAGGGUUACUUAGUUACCUUUGCCAACAUUACUCAAGAUUUUAUCCACGAAUGUAGAAUGUAAUAACGUACAUAAUAUUAUAAUGAUAUUAUGUAAUAUUGAAAGGAAGAACAAGAUGUCUUUGCAGCUUUAUCCUUGAAAAUUGCAUGUCGUUAAAUUCAUGUUACUUUGUUGUAUGAGGUCUGUGAUUGACAACAUUAAAAUUAAGUUCAUAAAAUCAAAUUGAUGUGUGAACAUCCAGAAUUCUGGACAGGAAAAUUAAAAAUUAAAAUUCCAUUCACAAAUAGUUAUUAGUUUACUAAACAAGCCCCCCAAAAGUGAAGAGUCAUAAAUUACAGAAAAACGAGCACUUCUUACUGUUUCAUCAGAAGUUAAUUAACUCAGGAGCAGACAGGAAUAAUGGGCAGUGGAGCUUUCAUUUUCAUGUUGUUAGUACUUGGGCAUUUUCAAUCCGAUUUAUGAAAGCUGUAUUUUAAAAAUGCUAUUUUGUGUAUGUGUCACACACAAAAGAAAAUAAAAUCUCAAUUUGAUUAGUUUAAUUUUAAUGUUUGUAGUAACAGACUUCCAUAAACUCUGUUAUUGCCUGCAAGACAUCGACAUCCCACUUAUGUUUGUCCUUCUGGUUUUUAGCAGCUUGAAAAAUCUAGUCUGGUCUUUCCUGCAAACAAACCAUUUACAAGUUGAAAUACUUGUUCAGAUUUCUUAGACUAAAAGUUCACAGUCAUUUUUUCAUGACCUAAUAUUUAGCCGCUGUGGUGUCUGACUGACAUUAAAACUGGGAGUCUUCAAGGCUUUGUUCUGUAAUAAAAGGCCACUGAUUACACUACUGUGAGCAUAAAAGGUUAUUCUCAAAGAUGUUACAAAUGAUUCCCUUAAAAGGCCUCGUGAAGGGAUUUCUAGCCAUCAGAGCUGAAAACGUAAGUGAAGGCAAUUACCAUAGAAUGAGUAACUGUUUCUGAGUAAGGGUAACAGUUUCUUAGUCGUGUGUCAUAAACAUUCAUACAUGUGUUGUUUGUCACCGGGGUUUUUUGUAACUGAUUGUUAUAUAAGGGGCUCUUAAGUUGUGCUUUGGUUUCAAUUAUGUUUUGACUUCAAAUGUGAAUAUUAAUAAAGUUUGUUUUUCACUCUCA